AUGCCUUUGGUCCCCUCGUUCUGCUGCGUGAAGCCCUCCGUUCGGUGCGUUUCCUCUGUUGAGGGAAGAAUAAAGUUUGACUUUUGCCCUCUGGGUUUUCCAGCUUCUGCUGCAUUUACUUCUUCUUUUAUUUGCACGAUGAGAUGGAGACGAUGGGUUGUGUAGGAGGGAGAAGGGGAAGAAGAAGGGACCGUCAUGGCGGAUUUUCUCGCUCAAGGAGUUGCACUCCGCAACCAACAACUUCAACUACGACAACAAGCUAGGAGAAGGAGGUUUCGGGAGCGUCUACUGGGGCCAGCUUUCGGAUGGAACGCAGGUGAUGACUCUGCCUUCUUCUCCGUCAAAAGGAGUAAUUCUUUUGAGAAAUUGGGUGGUUUGGUUCUUUGCUCUUUAUUCAUAUAUGGGCGGUGAUUUUCCAAUUAACACCCGCGAGUUGAAUUCUAUAAUAUGAUAGGAAAUUAAUUCCAUUUAUAUAUUGUCCGCAGGAUUUCUGAUUGGUACUGUUUUAUGCUUUCCAUUAUGCGGCAGAGAAAAACAUAAUAAUUUCGAGCACCAGAUACUCUCAGCUGGGCCUAAUAGAAAAACCGAAAAUACGUUCCAGAGUUCUCAUCUUACCUUAGAUUGCAUUCUGUUAAGCAUUAAUUCCCUGCUCUUCCAGGCAUUCAAUCCAACUGAUGCUGUUUUCAUUCCCAAGGAUUUAGUCAGCCUCGUCCAUCUACUUAAAAUAGAAGGUAGAACUUAACCACAAGAAGGCUGUUGGCAGAGCAAGCUGUCACAGUAUCAUCAUCACCUUUCAUUAUUGUGCGAUUCGGGUAACUGUCAUCAAGUGGGUAAUGGGUUGCAGAGGGGUCUCGAACUAGUUGAUCGAUUGAGGCAUUACUUUUAUCGUCUUUCUUCUGAUUUAGUGGACUCUGAUAUCUUUGGUGUAGGAAAACAUGGAUGGGCAGUAAAAACAUUAGUAUGGUAUGUGUAAAAGCAUUCUACUCGCAUCUGCUAAAAGGCAAAAAAAUAAUCGACCCGAAGAAAGCAUUUCUGUUGUUAGACAUGUAAGAGGGUGGGUUAAUCAGCUUGUCCGAAUCAGAAGUUGUGGGUAUUAGAAUGAACCAGGUGAAGAGGACAGCUCACAAUUCCUAAUCGAGUAUGUAGGUUUACCUCUUUCCUAUAUUAUGAUUAUACUGCAGGGAAAAGAAGCUAGAAAGGUUGAAAAUUAGAAGCCUUUUCGGCUUGUGGAAAGUAGAUUCUCUGAAGUUGUGCUGAUACAAGUUAUCUGUCUAAGAUGGCAAAUAACUGCUAUGAGAAAGCUGUGUCAAUUAGCUCGUUCUUAUGGAACUUUAGUAGAAUGGAUUCAGGCUGUGCGUCAAAGUCUGUUAACAAAUGAGCUUCUAAGUCUUUUUCUCAAAGUGAUGGUGGGGAUCGGAUAAGAGGUUAUUUAUUUGAUAGGUGCAAACUGCUGAGUAUCGACGAUGUUCCCACAUGAGAUAUGACCUGAAUCCAAGAUCAGGAUGCUCUUUCCUGCAUGGAUUGCUAUUAUUGUAGUAUCUGACUUUGGGAUGCAUUUUUAAAAUUAGAUUUAAUUAUUGUUGUCCCGUAUAGCAGCUUGUUGGAUCCAUUUUUCUCUUAUUUCUAAAAUUCCUGUGGCUUCUUGAGAUGAGAUGUUUACCUGGUCAUCUGAUCAGUGACUCCUAUCAUUUACCAGAAUCUUAAUUGUCAUGAAUGGUACAUAGCUUUGUGACCUUGAAGUAAAAUGUUGCGUGCUGAAGAUGCUGUGAUGAAUCUAUAAAUCCUCUACCAGCUUGCAACUCAUUUCCCAAAAUUUUGCUUCUCAUAUUUUUUUUUUGGGUAUUUUUACCAUGAAGUCCUCAAGUUUGAGUAAAUUUUUCCGUUAAGAACACAAUUGAGAAUGUGCGAUCCUUGAUUGUUUCAGAUGAUUGAAAACAUAUUUAGAGCUUAUCUUCAUGUCAUAAGGUACAAUGGAUCCUUGCCACUUUGAAAUUAGUAUUUUUUAUUCUUGACUGUGGCUAGAAUAUUCAGGAAUGGCGAUUUUGUUCCCCCACAGCAUAAUCCACAUCAUUGUUCUACAAUCUGAUCGUCUCAAUUUUGUAACACGCCAUAAACAGUAUGUGCAUCUCAUCCAGAUCCAAUUUGGCAUUGGUAGUCUUCUCCCAACUGAGAGGAAGAAUUAGAAAGGAAAAAAAAAUAAAAUUAAAUGGGAACUGGUCAGGGGAGUUUGAAACAGUAACCGAAGUGAGCAUGAUCUUCAUUCAUUCAUAUAAUCUUUCUGUACCUUGAACAUUUCCUUUUUGUCCCUGGACCUGAACUUAGUUGGAAGUUUUAAUUUUCCUUCACAUCUAUAGUAAAAUCUGUCCUCCAUUCUCUCUCUGGAAUCAUCAUCUCCCUUUGUUUUCUUCACUUUUCCUCUCUUCCCAUGAGUUUCUUUAGACUCGACCAUUAAUGAAACUGGUGGCUGUACUUAGUGGGUGUUAUCUUUCCUGGAAAGUUGUAGGUACUUCGUAUGCAUCAAAUGUACAUGGGGGAAGAGAAAUAUAGAAAAUACAGUCAAUGAACUCUCUAGGAGACCCUUGAUAAGAUUUCUUGGCAGUCUCCACCAAACUGGUAAAGACCACCCUGGUAGCACUACCACCUUUAAAAUAAGAAGUAAUGUCCUGUUUAUAGUAGUUCAUUGUCUUCUCUCUCGCUCUAAAGCAUAAUAAAGUGACUACUUUUCCUUCCAAAAAAUUAGUCUCUAAAAAUACGGACAGACAACUAAAUCUUUUUCUAUGUACUUUGAAUAUCUACUGCCAGUACCAGCUAGUCAACAGAUCAUCCAGCAAACUUGUGAUUUAGAUGGAGGAGCCUAAGAUUUAUAAAUAAUUUAAAAGAAAUGGAAAUAUAAAUAUAAGUACCCUAUCCUCUCGUAUUUGGUCGAUAUAAAUAUAUGUAACCGAACCUCUUUCAGCUCUAGUUUUCAAUUUUGCCCCUUUCUUUCUCUCUCUCCUCUCUCCUCUCUCCUCUUUCAGCCAGCAGCUCUCUCCUCACCAGAGGUGUCUUCGCUGGCGAGCUUUGAGCCUGGCACUCGACCUAUACUGCUGUCACUGUAGUACGACUGCUUCAUUUGCUCAUCUAAGGAUGAAAACCGGCACCAUUUUUUUUCUGCGAUAAGUUUCUUUUUCCACUUCCGUAAUACUGCCACGUUGCUUGAGGAAGAAAGGUUUUGCCUUGGGACAUUAUGGGCUUUAGUCAGUUGUAAAGUCACAACCUCGUUCUCCUGUGAUUCUUUUGUUUAAUCACCUCAGUUGUAGAGUCCCAACCUGGUCCUCCUAUAAUUGUUGAAGUACCAACAUCAUCUUCUUCAGACUACCAAAGUCCCUCUAUGAGUUAAGCUGAAUUGAAUUCCCUGACACAUCUGAUGUCUUCGCGGGCCAGGUAGAAUUAGCCCGUCCGAGUCGUGUGUUUUCUCCCGGGAAGUUAUGUGACAGAGAAUUUUCAUGGAUGGCCCAUUGGGUGGUGUUGGAAGUCGUCUUUUACAAGUGAGUUCCUUUCUACUAUAUACCCUGGAGAUACCUUGUUCUGAGGGGAAAUAUUCGAAAUAAAAGUCCAGUUAACCAGCCAGGAUGCUCUUAAGUUGUCUCGUGUGAGGUUUGUGAACUGUCUAUUUUCUCGAUAUAACUUACCUAAUGGUGUUAUAUACUUUCUAGGACACGGUCAUUGUAUUGUACAGCAAUCACUCUCUGUGCUCAAGUAAUUGGAUCUAUUAAUAGUAAUUCAGGGCCUGGUGAUUUACUUUUUCAGAAUAUUUUAUCCAUUACCUGCUCUAAGGCGGGCAGAUGUUCUUAGUGGAUUGUUCAAUGCUCGCAGACUGAUUCUUUUGCUCUGUUAGUCGCAAAACGCCACGCCCUCAUCUCAUGAAUACAAGGCCUAGUUGCCCAAUUAUAUUCUUCACUUGACGUCACUGCUGUUUGGCAGUCAGAUUGAUCCAUUUGCUGCCUCCAGAUUGCUGUAAAGAGGCUGAACGUAUGGAGCAACAAAGCUGAAUCCGAAUUCUCCGCGGAGGUUGAGGUUCUGGGCAGAGUCAAGCACAAAAACCUCCUCGGUUUGCGUGGCUAUUGCGCAGAAGCAGAGGAGCGUCUAAUAGUGUACGAGUACAUGCCCAACUUAAGCCUAUUCUCUCAUCUUCAUGGGCAGAACUCGUCAGAGUGCGUCCUCAAUUGGCCAAGGCGGAUGAAAAUCGCGGUUGGGUCGGCAGAGGGGAUUGCGUGAGUCAGAACUAGAAUCUAUUCAGUCAAUUUUCCAAUUUUGGCAGUGAAUUUUCAUUACUCUACCUGUUUGCUCAUCUCCUCCAGAUAUCUCCACCACAACGCCACACCCCAUAUAAUUCACAGAGACAUCAAGGCGAGCAACGUCCUUCUUGAUUCAGACUUUGAACCUCAGGUUGCUGACUUUGGGUUUGCGAAGCUAAUCCCUGAUGGCGCCACUCAUGUCACCACGAAGGUGAAGGGCACCCUGGGCUACCUCGCCCCUGAGUAUGCCAUGCUUGGCAAGGCCUCUGAGAGCUGCGAUGUCUACAGCUUUGGCAUUCUGCUUCUGGAGCUUGUCAGCGGGAAGAAGCCCGUUGAGAAGCUUAGUCACGCUGAGAAACGCACCAUCUCCGAUUGGGCUCUUCAGUUAGUCUGGGAGAAAAACUUUGCUGCGGUGGCAGACCCAAAGCUUAAUGGGGACUUCGUUGAGGCAGAGUUGAGGAGGAUCGUUCUGGUUGCACUGGUUUGUGCCCAGAACAGACAAGAGAAGCGGCCCACCAUGAUCCAGGUCUUGGGUUUGCUCAGAGGUGAGUCCAAGGAGGAUCUAGAGACCUUGGAGAAUGAUGAGUUGUUCAGGCCGGGGACAAAUGGAUUAUCAGGUGGCGAUGGAAGCUCAGACUUUAUUUCUGAGGGGAGGGAUGUCGAGGUUGAAGGGAAGGGGGCAGCUGAUUGUGAACCUUUCCCAAAAUGA
Molecule: messenger RNA, 4986 nt
Organism: Spirodela intermedia
Lineage: Eukaryota; Viridiplantae; Streptophyta; Magnoliopsida; Alismatales; Araceae
Source: the annotation of a GenBank genome assembly